UCAAUGUCAAGCAAGACUCUGAUCUUCAAAUGUAUUUUACAGUCAGUAGCUCCUUAGCUGAAGAUGGAAGCCGAUUAGAGGAAUCUGAUCUGGAGAUAAUCAUGGAUUUGUUCAGACAAGUAAUGGCCAUACAUCGCAAGGACCAGAGUGUCUGUCAUCAGGCAUUACGACUCUUACAAGAUCUGGCUCCAAGGUUCAAAGAGUCCAACGGCGAAACAAGGAGAGUAGCUGCACACAUGAUAAGGGCCUUCUGGACAUUGAGGGAAAGUUAUGCGUCUCCUCUCAGGCGUAUAUUGACUACGUGUAUGCAGGCAUAUUUGAAGGUUGACCCAGAGGGUCUAUGGUCCAGUGUGGAACAAACAAAGAGCACUAAAAAUGAUCCUUCAUCCUUUUCUCUGAGACACGAGUUCCCAAGACUGCUCCUCGAUGACAGUCAUGCAGUGCGCAUGUGCAUCGCGCAUGCUCUUGGAAGUCUGUUUAUGACCACUUCAUCAACCAAUGAAAAGAUCCCUUUGCCAAAACCAAUGCAGUAUACAACUUUUGAACAAGUGGCCAAAGUACUCGCCCAGUUGCUUAUUUUGCCGGAAAGACCCAGUGAGGUAUUCCGGGAAGAUGAAAGUGUGAAUCGUUCAGUGUCUAUGUUAGCUGCUCUAAAACACAUUUGUAUUGCGAGCCCCAUCUGCGAGAAGAAAGCUGUUGCCUUGGUGUUCCAGGCGUUGAAAAAAAACCUCUUAGACCAAGAUUGUGUCAUUAAGGUCCUGGCUCAGUUAUCUAAGAAACUGGGCUUCCAUUCCAGUUCAUCGUACAUGAAGUUUCACCUGCCGUUUGUUAUUGAUAACUGGUUUAAUCAUGGCUUCAAGGUCACAGAAUUUCCACACCGAAUUCUUGGAUUCAAAUCUUCAGCCGAAUUUUUAAAAUGUCACUAUGAUGUUAUUUUGCCUCAAAUCAUCUCCCGGCCAAACCAACUCGAGGCAUCUAUGGGACAGUUCACAGGGGCCAUCAGCCCUGGUGGUGGUGAAUGUAAAGACUAUAUUUUACACAGCUUUUGCUCCAUUGUAUCGUGUUUACUGCCAUGGUUCGCGGUACAAAGCAGAAAAGAAGAUGGAAGUAGCCAAGAAAACAGUGAAACGCAAAAACAGCUUUUGAAAGAGAGAGAGACAAGGAGAACAGAAGCGAACAAAAGCUACGAGUAUCUCAAGCAGACCCUCACUCCACAGGUAGUGGACAAGACAAUGGCAUCAAGGUUUGACGAGGUUGUGUUGAAUCUGUUGCUACGAAUACACGAACCAUCAAACGAGGGAUCAGAUCUUGCUGCAUUUUCAAGAGAGGAAGACCCAGAGCCUAAUCUUCCAUAUUUCACGUCAGAAGCCAUUAAAGCAUCGUUGGAUUAUCUGACUAUGUGUUCUAAAGGAGACACUUUGGUUUCUGUUCUCUGUAAAAACAAGGAUAAUAUUCAAAAGAUUCUACUGGCCUUGAAUCAGCGUAUCUUUGAUACCCACCUGGUGUACGAAAAGAGGAGGCUGUUGAUGAUGUACCGGCUGUUCGUGUUACUGGUGUUGAGAGAGCUCAGUGGUGGACUGGGGAAUACCUGGGCUUUUUUUAUCAGGGACGUGAUAUAUUCACUCAGCCAGUUGGAAUUUAGAAUAACUAGAGAAAACCCCGUGACCCCUUUGUUGUGUUUUUAUCACAAGGAGUUGGAUAACCACCUCCAUGUCAUAGUCAGUAUGUUGGUACCCUAUGCCAAAAGACAAGACGGCAAAGCACAAGAGGCUCUAGGACUGCUCUCCUUCCUCAUCAUAGAGAGCAGCUCUUCUCUUGACGAAUCCAUCGCUCAGCUCGAUCCAUUCCCAGAUCUCCCUCAGUUCCAGGAAAUUAGCGACGCGCACAAAUCUCUUAUGGAAGGAAAAAGGACGUCACUGGCUCAGGAAAUAAGCCACUUUGUGUCGAUAAACACUCCACCACUGAGUCGACUGGAAGGACUAAAGCACUUGAAGAAGAGACUAGUUAACGAGAAGCACGAGCUGUAUCGGCUACUAGAGGAGAAUAAAGAUGUCGCAAGUUCUUUGGGAAAUCCCGUUCCCGAUCUUGUGCACGAACUCUUGCAUCUAUCAACCUCGUUAAGCUCAGUCGUUACCAGCACCGCUCAAGAUGUAAAGGCCGAGAUAGCAAACUGUCUUGCGGAGAUUGGUGCUGUAGAUUUAUCGACUGUGGCUCUGACUGGCCGUCAAAAGCAAGGAAGCCCAAAGUUCAAAGUCCUAAGUCAAAAAUCUUUUAGGACGCAUGUUGAGGUUGUCUCGGCGGCUUCAACGUGUCUCAAGCAGAUCCUCAGCACUAAAAGCGGAGUGAGUUUGAUGAAGAAAUACGAGGAGCUUAAGGCUGACCAGUUGUUAUGGUACCUAGAACCCUUCAGACCUUCACGCAAGAAAAGGUCCCUCGCAUCAACACCCAUCUCGAUACCCGAUGAGGACUUCAAAACCUCCAUUGGUAAUCAAAAUCUCUGGAUUCCUGGAACCACUAAUGAGAACRCAAGUCACACGUCAUGGAUCACGUGCCUGACACGUAGUUUAAUCGAGAGUGRAGCUGUGCAAGAUGAUGUGCUUUUACUUCUAUCACCAGUGUGUGAAGCCAAGGUGGAAUUCGCUGAACACAUAUUUCCUUACUUGAUUCACAACAUACUUGAAUCAGGAGAUGUUCACAGAGAAGUUCUCUCUGAGCACAUCCGGGGUUUCUUCGUUCACUGUAAUGGCGGGAACAUGAUGACAAGCCGUCCAAGCUCACCUAUAUCUGUUAUCGACCAGGGACCUGCACAUCAAGUCAACAAGCAGAGCAUCCGUUCCAUGUUGAGUGUCGUGAAUUAUUUACGCACUCAGCCACGGACCACACGGGGAAGAGGCACCGCUAGCAGCACACCGUGGGAAAAUAAUUUCUGGCUUGAUCUGGAUUAUCUCGAGGUAGCACAYGCUGCGCACAAGUGUUCUGCUCACUUCACCGCCUUGUUGUACACAGAAAUAUGGAGUGAUAUUCAAAAAUCGCAGUCAGAGACGCCACUCAGCAUUACCCUCCCCACCAACAGCCAAGACAUACAAAUGGAAGACCACAGCCACAGCACGGACAGUGGAGUGGGGACGAACUUCCAAUCUCUUCUCCUAGAUAUAUACAGCAAUAUCGGCGAGCCAGACAGUGUCUAUGGAGCUGGCGCAGGACGCCUGGCUGACAUCGAAUCAAGGAUAAGAACUUACAAGCAUGAGAAGGCCUGGGGCAAAGCACUGGGUGCGUAUGACUUGCAAGUACAAGAGAGUUCGUCAGCUCAUACUGGAAUGUUACAAGCUUUGAAAAACUUCGGCUUGUAUCACGUGAUGCAGCAGUACUUGAAAGGACUUGAAGGCGAAGCUGUCCACAGUAGCAACGAGAUAGCAGAACUUCAAUACGAGUCUGCCUGGAGAAACUGCGUGUGGGAUGUUGAAUUAGAGUCCAGYUCUGAGUGUUGUUCUAUUGCUGGCUUCCAUCGAUCCAUUCACACCGGGCUGUGUGCUCUACAGGACGGAGAGAUGUCUCUGCUUAACUCCACUUUGACAAAUGCCAAAUUAUGCCUUGUAUCAGAGGUCAGUCACGUGAGUCUAGAGAGUGUGCGCAGUCUCUAUCCGUUCCUGGUACGUUUACAGCAAUUGGCAGAGCUACAGGAAUUCAGCUUGAAUUUUAUGAGGACGUUUGAUAGUGAAACAGAMUUGUUGAGUGAAUKSAACGAGCGGUUUCCUCUUCCAGACACCGACUUUGAAUUCCUCGAACCAGUCCUCGCACUGCGCACGUCCAUGCUGCAAACACUCGCAAGUACGAAAAAGGCACAAAAAAUAGAUGRUGUUGCACCAGUCUAUAAAGGACUUGUGGGCCAUCUUGAGGUCCAGGCCAGAAUAGCAAGAGAAGCAAACGUUCCUCAGGUUGCCGAGAAAGCAUUAUUCACGAUUCGUCAAUUCAAUAAUGACGUCAUCGCAGUGCAGUCACGUGAGAGCGUAAACCUAGGAAUCACGUGGUCGUGGCGUGUAGAAGAGGCUAGGUUACGUUGGGCUCGAGACGAACGAGAGACUGCUACACACUUGUUGAAAAUAUUGACCAAGCAGCUUGAUAAAGCUGCCAGUCUUCUUGAGGACAUGGAAAAUAAAUCCAAGGGCUCACAGUUAGAAGCUUUUCUUUCACUCGCAAGAUACGCAGACUCCCAGUACCAAAACACCGUGGAUUACAUGAAGUCCAACGAGUUCGAGAACAGACAAGAGAGCCUCAGGAAGUCAAAGGCCGAGUGUGAAUAUCUUCAGAAGUUCAACACAUCAGAAGGCGACAGAUAUUUCCGUCGACUCGAGGUGGAGAGUAAAAUCGACGAAGACGAGUUGAGGUUGAUGAAUGAGAACAAGAUGACGUUCUUGUGCAAGGCUUUGGAGAAUUAUGUCAAGACUUUGCAGGCUGGGGAUAAAUAUGAUCUACGUGUGUUCAGACUGUGUUCAUUGUGGUUCGAUAAUGCUAACGAGGAUUUUGUCAAUACUAUCAUCAAGGAAAGUCUGGCCAGGAUUCAGACCAGGAAGUUCCUUCCCUUGAUGUACCAACUUGCUGCUCGCUUGGGAACAAAAUCCUACAAGAACGAUGACUUCCAGAAAACAUUAAACGAGUUGAUUGAGCGUGUAUCAGUGGAUCAUCCACACCACACCAUGUUCAUUCUGAUGGCCCUGGCUAACGCUGAUCGUGACCGUGAGUACGUUACAGCAGGCAAGAAGACUGGUAAAGAUUUAAGGUUAUCAAGAAACGCAGCUAAGAAAACCAAGGGGUUUGUUGAUGAGGCUCGCCUAGAAGCUGCCACCAGUCUGAUACAAAACAUAUCGCUACAUCGUGGGGAAUUGGUCGAAAUGACUAAACAUGGGUAAAGAUGACCUGCGACAAGAUGCUGUGAUGGAACAAGUCUUCGGGAUGGUAAACCAGCUUCUUGCUAAAAACGCAGAGACCAGAAAACGGAAACUAAAAAUCAGAACGUACAAGGUUCUUCUUUACGACCCUCUUUACUCAUGGUCCCUGAGCCCGGAGAAGAAAAUGGCCCUUCAAGCAAUGAACGAGCAAGACACCUCGGACGUUAUGACCACAGGGAUCCCAACAGGGAGUUUMCUUGAGACGAGUAAUGACGGUUGCACUUCAGACACAGGAAACAAGAUGGCUGAAAGAGCUUUGUUAAGGCUGAGGCAGAAACUGAAUGGYAUAGARGAAAAUGUACAGCUGAGUGUCUGUGGUCARGUCAGCCAUUUGAUUCGAGAAGCCAUGGAUCCUAACAAUCUUUGCAGAUUAUUUYCAGGAUGGCAGCCUUGGCUGUGAUUAAAACACUUUAGAAACCCUUGAGGAAAAAAA
Molecule: messenger RNA, 5379 nt
Organism: Actinia tenebrosa (Australian red waratah sea anemone)
Lineage: Eukaryota; Metazoa; Cnidaria; Anthozoa; Actiniaria; Actiniidae
Product: serine-protein kinase ATM
Biological process (GO): DNA damage response
Molecular function (GO): protein serine/threonine kinase activity
Source: RefSeq, a predicted model, not a curated record